Molecule: messenger RNA, 495 nt
Organism: Pieris macdunnoughi
Lineage: Eukaryota; Metazoa; Arthropoda; Insecta; Lepidoptera; Pieridae
Source: the annotation of a GenBank genome assembly
AUGGGAAUUGGUGUGACCUCAGUUCACAGUGUGUUAAAAGAAUACAAAAAAAAUGAACAAUUUAAGAACAAGAAACGAUUUUUUUUUGCCGCUAUGAGGGGAAAAGUACAUCAUUUUUUUAAUGCAAAUGAGUCACCCACCAUAAUAAAGAUUCUUAAGGUUGUCAAUGAAGACCCAGACUUACCCAAUUUCUCUUGGAGUACAUUAAGAAAUGUUCUGAAACAUUUAAAUUUCAAAUAUUGUAGUUGUAAUUAUAGACAGGACAAUGUUUUAUGGCGCCACCGAUACCUUCGAAAAAUUAAAGAGUAUCGAAGGGAAGGAAGGUAUAUUUAUCACCAAUAUGAAACCUGGAUCAACGAAGGUCAUGCACCGAAGAAGGCAUGGAUUGACCAGACAGUGGCAUCGUCCCGCCAGGCCUUCUUAGAUGGCUUGACCACUGGCUUAAAACAGCCUUCAGGAAAAGGCAAACGAUUAAUUAUCGGCCAUUAUAUAUAA